CGCGCAGCCGCCCGCCCGCGGGAUCUCACAGCCGUCCGCCCCGGAGAGGACCGACUGCCCAGAGCGCGGGUCCCGGGGCUCCCUGGGCGGGGCCGUUCCCGGGGAGCCCCCCGACUGCCUCUCAGAGCAGGGUGGGGAAGGGGAUCCUAGCCCGCCGCCGCCUCCGAGCAGGCCGCCAGACCGAUCCCUGACACUGAAAUCAGAGGGAGGAGGAAGGAACAGCUGAGGAGAUUGACUAGGAGCCACAGGCAGAUGGGAGUGUCCAGAGGGAUGUGCCGGCCCAGAGCCAAGUGAGAAGAGAGUCACCUCACUGUGUCAGGUGCUGUUGACAGGUCAAGCAAGGCAGCACUGUGGGUACGCUCGAGCGUCAAGUGCACAAACUUGAAGUGAGACCAGCCAGUGGAGUUGUGUGUUGUUCUUCAGCGGCUUUAAACUGUGUGGGUACAGGCACAGGACUCUGGCGGCCGGAGAUGGGCGCCCGGCUUUCGCGGCGGCGGCUGCCCGCGGACCCGCCCAUAGCCUUGGACGCGCUGCCGCCGGAGCUGCUCGUGCAGGUGCUGAGCCACGUGCCACCGCGCGCGUUAGUGACGCGCUGCCGCCCAGUGUGCCGCGCCUGGCGCGACGUGGUGGACGGGCCCACCGUGUGGCUGCUGCAGCUGGCCCGCGACCGCAGCGCGGAGGGCCGCGCACUCUACGCGGUGGCCCAGCGCUGCCCGCCCAACAGCGAGGACGAGGAGGAGUUCCCGCUCCGCGCCCUGGCGCGCUACUGCCUGCGAGCGCCCCUCGGCCGCAACCUCAUCUUCAACUCCUGCGGAGAGCAGGGCUUCAGAGGCUGGGAGGUGGAGCACGGCGGGAAUGGCUGGGCUGUGGAAAAGAACCUAAUACUGGUGCCGGGCGCUCCUUCCCAGACCUGCUUCGUGACUUCUUUCGAUAACCUCAUAGUUUUAUCUUUUACAUUUAGAUCUUUAAUCCACCUUGAAUGUGAUGUUCGCUUCCCAUUGGCUGACCCAACAGAAAGUAGAGGAUGGUGCUUCAAGAGGCAGCUUGUGGACUUGGUGAUGGAGGGUGUGUGGCAGGAGCUGCUCGACAGCUCCCAGAUCGAGAUCUGUGUGGCCGACUGGUGGGGUGCCCGGGAGAACUGCGGCUGCAUCUACCGGCUCCGGGUCCGCCUCCUGGACAUGUAUGAAAACGAAGUGGUCAAGUUCUCGGCAUCACCCAACCCGGUCCUUCAGUGGACUGAAAGAGGCUGCCGACAGGUUUCCCACGUCUUUACCAACUUUGGCAAGGGCAUCCGCUACGUGUCUUUUGAGCAGUAUGGAAGAGACACACGUUCCUGGGUGGGGCACUAUGGUGCCCUCGUGACCCACUCCAGCGUGAGGGUCAGGAUCUGCCUGUCCUAGCUAACCAGCCUGAUCCAGCCUUCCAGGACAGACUGCCAUCUGCCAGACACCGUCGUCAAUCAAGGUCGGCUUUGCAGCCAGGAGCCGGAGGAUGCCCGGGGACAGUGGGGUUCCCGUGUAGCCUGUUCCCGGAAUGUUUCCAGUGAACCCCACUUGCUGCUGCUUCAGUGUGGUGGCCCCCAUGCUAUUCGAGAAACCAGGGAUCCAACCAGGCUGGUCACUUGCUUCCCCAGCUUCCCAGGGGGAGUGUCAAAGAGUUAGCUCAGAGACCUGUAUUUUACUUGCAAAUUUUUUUCUCACAUGUGUGGAUAUCAGUUGACAGACUGAGUCAAAAAACAAAGGCCGAACCAGGAUUUCAAAUAGAGGAAAGCUGCUGACAAUCUUGGCCAAGGACUCUUGUCAGCAUGUUUUGGGGGCAAGGUGAUUGCUGGCAGGGAGCAGAGGUCCUUGAGGGGACCAACAGCAGCCUCAAAGGGAACUCUUCCUGUUGUUUUGGGGAGUCUCUGGGAUUCGGCAGUGGGGCCCGUGCAACCUCCUCCAGCACCGCGCCCAUCAGCACGUCCCCUCUGGGCCAGACUGGUGCCAUUUCUUUCAGAAUUUCUGAGGCCAGUUCUGCGCUGACCCCCAAACUGUACCCUCCUCCCCCACCUCCUGCCCCUGCCUCAGGGGCAGCUCGCCUCCUGUCAGGCAACAGCCUCCUUUUCUCCACACUUGAGCCCGCUUGGAGAUGGACCCCAGGAGCAAGGCAUGCUGUGAAGGAAAGCUCUCCUUUCCCCAGCUGAGCACAGCCAACAAGCUCGCUCAAUAAAAUCGGUGCUAAGCAUGA
Molecule: messenger RNA, 2226 nt
Organism: Balaenoptera ricei (Rice's whale)
Lineage: Eukaryota; Metazoa; Chordata; Mammalia; Artiodactyla; Balaenopteridae
Product: F-box only protein 17
Exons: 10
Coding region: 471-1400 (309 amino acids)
Biological process (GO): SCF-dependent proteasomal ubiquitin-dependent protein catabolic process; glycoprotein catabolic process
Cellular component (GO): SCF ubiquitin ligase complex; cytoplasm
Molecular function (GO): ubiquitin protein ligase activity; protein binding
Source: RefSeq, a predicted model, not a curated record